This is a messenger RNA of Entamoeba nuttalli P19, 1473 nucleotides long. RefSeq lists its product as hypothetical. The transcript has a single exon. NCBI's taxonomy places the organism in Eukaryota, Evosea, Mastigamoebida, Endamoebidae. Bases 1 to 1473 code for a protein of 490 amino acids. The record is from RefSeq and is a predicted model, not a curated record.
AUGUCUAAUAUACGAGAAAACCCAGCUAAACAAGCAUUUAAAAAUCGAGAAAUAGCACAAUCUUCAUUAAGACAAAAGAAAAGGGAAAAUUUACUAUCAUUAAAAAGAACUAUUGAAGAUGAUCAAUUAGGAUUAACUGUUUCUGAAAUUGAAGAAAGUGCAGUUGAUAGAAAAAAGAAGAUUUACCGAUUUAAUGAAAAACAAAAACAAGCAGCAAUUCAAGCCGUUGAAAGAAAAAAUAACGAAAAAGCAAUACUUGAUGCUCUUUUUGUUUUUUGUCAUAGUAAUCCACUUCCAGUUCUUCAGGAUUUACUUAUUUUAUUAACACAUCCAAAUAAGAAUAUUGUUCAACAAACAUUAACUGUGCUAAUAAAUUGGACAGCAUUAGACUCAACAUAUACAAAAAAUUUAGGGUCAAUUAAUUUUAUUGCACUUCUUGAGCAAAUACUUUAUUAUUCUCCAAAUGAAGAAAUUCAAAGAAAAGGGAUAUUAUUAUUAAAUAAUAUUAUUUCAGAUGGUGGAGAAUUAAGAGAUAAUUGUUUUGAAAGAUUUAAAGGAUUUAUUUCAAAAACAUUAGAAACUUCCAAGUCAAUAGAAAUAAUACGAGCGUGUACAGAUUGUCUUGGAAGUCUUAUUUGUAGUGAGCCUUUAAUAUCAUUUUCAAUUGUACAAAUAGUAAUUAAUAUUUUUAAAAAAUUAUUAUUAUCAAAUGAUGAACAAAUUAUUUAUACAUGUUUUAUAGGAUUUAGAUAUUAUUUUGAUAGAGAUGAAUUAAUUUCUAUGGAUGAAAUGAAAGAUAUUAUUAUUAAACUUUGGAAAAUUAUUACCUCUAUUUCUUCAAAUGAAUUAUUUAAAGAAUAUGCUUGUUCUUUUGUUAUAAUUCUUGGAGCUGUAUCUUAUAAAGAUUCUGAAAGUAUAAUUUUUCCUUUUUUAUAUGAAAAUGAAAUAAUUCAAUGGCUUACUCAAAAAGCUAUUUUAUAUAAUGAUUUAAAACUUCAAAAAGCUUGUUUUUAUGCAAUUGAAAAUUUAUGUGUUGAUAAAAUUUAUGGAACUAAAUACUGUUCUCUUUUAGAUGAAACUAAUGCAAUGAAAAUAAUUAUUAAUUCAUUAGUAAAUUGUAGUAAUGGAAUUGUUGCUAAUGAAGCAAUAAAAGCAUUUAUUAAUUUCUUUAUUGCAUGUGGUGAUGAUGAAUUAAUAAAAUAUUAUAAUGAUUUUACUUUUUUUAUUGCUCUUCGUAAUUGUAUUAAUGAAACAACAAAGAAACAAUUAAGUCUUAGUUUAUUAAUUUUAAGAAGAGUAUUAGUUAAAAGAUCAGAUGAUGGAUUAUCUAUUGUUUCUAUUUUAGAUACGUCUCAAAUUUAUUCUUCUUUAUUAGAAGUUAAAAAGAAAUCUAUAAAAAUCCCGAGAGUCAUUUCGUUAAUUCAAGAAAUAUUAAAUGCUUAUAUAAAUGAAGAAAAUGACCUUUCUUUAUAA